Molecule: messenger RNA, 849 nt
Organism: Paramecium octaurelia
Lineage: Eukaryota; Ciliophora; Oligohymenophorea; Peniculida; Parameciidae
Source: the annotation of a GenBank genome assembly
AUGAAACGAGGUAUAUUGAUGUUUAGGCUUUAUGAACUGAGACAACAUUUUUUUGAAUUAAAUGUAAGUUUACCAGUAUUUCUAAAUUGAUAAAUUAUCUGGAAUAAAUAUAUCACAAUUAAAGCAACCAGUACAGGUAGAUUGGAACAUCUAAUUUAUGGUUUUCUAGCUGGAUGUUGUAAUUAAGUGGGUUAAAUUAUUCUAAAUCAAAUUUUCAAAAAAUAAUUAACAAAUUUGAAUUUUUAAUUUACUGAAAUAAAUAAAAUUGAAGCAAGUGUAAAACCAAAUCUACUGAAAGAUAAUUACUGGAUCAAAAUAUUUUAAAUAUUACAAGAGAAGACAAAGAAAAUUAUCAAAUAAUCAGUGUUGAUUUAUUAGGGAUCUAAAGAUGGAUUAAAUAAUUAAUUAUAUUGGAAUAAAGUAAAUAGUAAAUCUAACUUACUUAUGGUAUUUUAAUCAAAAAGUGAUUACAUCUUUGGAGCAUACUCUCUUUGUAGAUGGGAAUAAAAUCCAACUGGUUAUAUAGAAGAUAAUACAUUGUAAUCUUUUAUAUUUUCAUAAACUCAUGAUGAAGUUUAUCCUUUGAAGUCAGAUGAGAGAUAAAAAGCUAUUUAUUGUAAUUCAGGUUAUGGACCUUUAAUUUGAGGCAGACACGAUUUAAGAAUAGAUAGUAACUUUACUGAUGGUUAUUAUAAAUUAGGUCAUUAAUUUUAAUUUAAUUAAUACAAAAAUCUAAGUGAGAACCCAUAUUAUUUGGACAGAAUAAGCCAGAAAUAAAAGAAUGCUAGAUUUAUGAAUUAUAAUUUGUUUGAAUUGACAUGUUUAUCUCAAAAUAUUUCUAGAGAAUGA